Messenger RNA from Juglans regia (Persian walnut), 869 nucleotides. RefSeq names its product chaperone protein dnaJ 11, chloroplastic. The record is from RefSeq and is a predicted model, not a curated record. NCBI's taxonomy places the organism in Eukaryota, Viridiplantae, Streptophyta, Magnoliopsida, Fagales, Juglandaceae. The transcript has a single exon. The coding region runs from base 89 to 529 and encodes 146 amino acids.
CCCCAGAUCCCCCAGACACAGCCCCCAGCCCCCAGCUUCCUAGCUCUCCCACUCUCACCGUCACAACCGCACUACGCCUCACCGUACCAUGCUCUCUGCCCCUUCCCCUACAAUUCUGACCGCUCCGAACUUCUCCGCAAAAGCAUCGACACGUUUCAGAUUCGCUCCGCCUCUCGCCUUCGCCGCCACUUCCACCGAAAGCCGUAGCACGACAUCGUAUAUGGCCACCGCGUGCACCUCGCUGUACGAGAUCCUCGGUAUCCACACGGACGCCACGUGCCAGGAGAUCAAGACGGCGUACCGGCGAUUGGCGAGGACAUGCCACCCUGACGUUGUCGCCGUCCCCGCUAGGAAGGACUCGUCCGCCGGCGAGUUCAUGAGGAUACACGCUGCGUACUCCACCCUAUCGGACCCCCAUAAGCGCGCAGAUUACGAUCGCAAGCUUUUCAGGCCGUACAAGCCUUUAACGGCGACUUCGGGGUUCUCCGGCUACUCCCGCAAGAACUGGGAGACGGACCAGUGCUGGUGACCGAGUUUACUCGCCGGAUCGCCGAGUUGAUAACUAAUCUAGAUUACAGUGAAGAUAAUGAUAGAUUACUCCGAUAUAUAUAAAUAUCUUAUUUCCUACUUAGUUGCUUGUAGAUAGUCGGAAAAAGGAAUCAAUAUAUUUAUAAAUGAGAUCUAGAAAUAUUGAUAGAUCAUAAUAUGAAAUUUAUAUUUUCUAGUUUAUAAUGCAUAAGAAAAUGAAAAAGAAAAAUUAACAUAUCGAAGGAAAAUUAUAUAUUAAAUCAAUGAUGUGAAAUAAAAUUUUUUGCUUUAUAGUGGCAUGCACGAGAAAUCAACUCGGAAAUGGAAAUUAAAAGCUAGUU